Messenger RNA from Protopolystoma xenopodis, 324 nucleotides. NCBI's taxonomy places the organism in Eukaryota, Metazoa, Platyhelminthes, Monogenea, Polystomatidea, Polystomatidae. The record is from the annotation of a GenBank genome assembly.
AUGUUAUCUGUCCGUCUCCACAUCUCUAAUCUUUUUUGCUUUUCCUCGUCUGUCCCACUAGCCUCACUGCAAGCUGACGAUGCAACUUUCGCGUCGGCCCUCAUACAGGAGCAGGUGGAUGCCAAAAUAGCGCUGCACAAGUUCGCGCAUUCAGAUACUUCAGUUUGGGGACAUGCUGACUCGGAAACACCACGACAAGGCUGCGAGUCAAGAGACAAGUGUAAAGUGACGGAAAAGAAUAGACCCUUGGAGGAUUUCCUCGACAUGUCAAAUAGACCAACGAAAGGACAAGAGGCCAUCCCGAUGACAAAAUUUGGCGUAUAA